AUGGUUACAGGGGGUUCAUCUGGCAUUGGCCUUGGAAUCGCACGGCGUUUUCUCCUUGAGGGAGCAGAGAGAAUCAUUCUCGUUGGACGAAAUACACAGCGACUCAAAGAUGCUGCGAGACAGUUAGUUCCUGAGACCUCAUUAGACGAAGGUCCUGAAGCAGCUAAAAUCCUCCAUUCGGGCCACUUCUCCCUGGUGACGGGGGACGUUGGCUGUCCAAAAUUUUGGUGUGAAGACGUCAAGCGCCUUAUGGGCAAAGUUGACAUUCUUGUCAACGCCGCUGGAGUCUCUCACUCGUCUCUUCUCCCCACUGCAAAGGACGAGCAUAUCACUCAGAUACUGAAUACCAACUUGCAAGGAACUAUCUUUGCUUGCCGAAGCAUGACCAGACAGGCCCUUCGUCAACGGCGAGCACAGAAGCAGCAGUCCAAUGAUGACUCGACGGCAGCAUCCUACGCUGGCUCGAAAUGUAUCAUCAACAUAUCGUCUUUGCAUGCGUCUAGGGGAGGAGUAGGCGUGGCAGCAUAUGCGUCUACCAAGGCUGGGGUGAUUGCAUUAACCAGGGCCAUUGUCGCGGAGUCGAACUUGUCUUCUUCUGGCGCGAGUAUCCGUGCAAACGUUAUAGUCCCUGGGUACAUUGACACAAGCAUGCUCGAUGAACUAAGUGAAAAGUUCCGUAAGGAGGUAGUGCAGUCCAUUCCUCUUCGGCGAUUAGGGAUGGUUGAAGAGGUCGCCGAUGCUGCCGUAUUCGUAGCCACAAACCAAUAUGCUAAUAACUGUGUGCUAAAUAUCGACGGAGGCCUGAGUGCUGCGUGA
Molecule: messenger RNA, 816 nt
Organism: Trichophyton benhamiae CBS 112371
Lineage: Eukaryota; Fungi; Ascomycota; Eurotiomycetes; Onygenales; Arthrodermataceae
Product: 3-oxoacyl-acyl carrier protein reductase
Exons: 3
Coding region: 1-816 (271 amino acids)
Molecular function (GO): oxidoreductase activity, acting on the CH-OH group of donors, NAD or NADP as acceptor
Source: RefSeq, a predicted model, not a curated record